Salarias fasciatus (jewelled blenny) is the source of this 810-nucleotide messenger RNA. Its product is annotated as rho GTPase-activating protein 11B-like. NCBI's taxonomy places the organism in Eukaryota, Metazoa, Chordata, Actinopteri, Blenniiformes, Blenniidae. Bases 1 to 810 code for a protein of 269 amino acids. The record is from RefSeq and is a predicted model, not a curated record. Gene Ontology annotation, molecular function: GTPase activator activity. Gene Ontology annotation, biological process: signal transduction. The transcript has 6 exons.
AUGCACCACUUCCCAGUCAGCACUCACAGCUUUUUGGUGGAUGCCUGCUCUUUCCUCCUGGAGCGUGCUGGAACUGUGGGCCUCUUCAGAAAAUCGGGGUCUCUUCCACGUAUUAAGGCCCUCAGGGACAAGCUGAAUGGCGGGGAGGGUUGUCUGGCCACAGCUCUGCCCUACGACGUGGCCACUGUCGUCAAGCAGUUCUGCAGGGAGCUGCCGCAGCCGCUGUUCCCCACCGAGCUGCACGCGUCUCUGCUGGAGGCUCAGGCCCUGCCCGGCCUGCAGGACAGGACGUCUGCGCUGCAGCUGCUGUCCUGUCUGCUGCCUGCCAGGAACGCCUCCUGUCUGUGCUACCUGUUCGACUUCCUCAACAAAGUAUCUCAGAGAUCUGCAGAGAACUUGAUGACAAGCUCCAAUCUUGCCACGAUUUUUGCUCCCUGUCUUCUGCCUCCUCCAAACGAGACCGAAAUGUCAGAGACGCGCCUUGAGCUCAGAGUCCUCAUCUUACGCACCUUCAUCGACAACCCUUGUCUGUUUGGUGCGAUUCCCAAAACCGUGAAGGACAACAUGGAGUACCUGAAAGUGAAUUAUCCAGAAGGCUCUCAGUUCAUAAGAGGAAGCAGAAAGAGGCACACGUUCAAAGUAAAGACAGAGACCCGGACUCAUGGGAGGUCAAAGAUCAAGAGUCCUGAGCCGAAGCAAGCCCAGGACUCCACCUCAGGAGACAAACCCCCCCUGAGGAGAAGCCUGGGCCUGGAGACUUUCCCCAACGUCAAGCUGUUCAGGAUGUGUGCACACGAUGCAGGUGAAUGA